UUUUAUCUUCUCUCUUACUAUAUGUUAUACUUCUUUUUUAAAAAUUUAGUGGUUGCCCUAGAAUUCACAAUAUACAUUUUAAAUUAAUCUAAAUAUACCUUCAAAUGAUGCUUUACCACUUCACAUGUAGUUCAGAUAACUUUUAACAGAGUAUUAACAAUUCCUCCAUCCUAUGCCUUAUGACAUUUCUUUCAUACAUUUCACUUGUCUAUAUGCUAUAAUCACCCAGUACCUUAUUACUAUAAUUACUUUAGACAAAUAGUUAUUGGUCAGUUGAUUUUAAAUAACCUUGGCAAGGUAAUUCAAUGAAGAUAGGGCAGUCUUUCUAACAAGUGGUGCUAAAACAAUUGGCUAUCCAUAUGCAGAUAUAAAAAGAAACUGAGCCUUGAUAAGCAUUUAUUCAAAAUUAACUUGAAAUGGAUUGUAAAGCUAUGUGUAAUAGGUAUAAUUAUAAAUAUUUUAGGAGAAAAUUUAGGAGAACAUCCAAUGACUUAAGGUAGGUAAAGAUUUCUCAGGUAGGACACAAAUGAGCAAACCAUAAAGGAAACAGAUAUUGGUAAAUUGGACUUCAUAAAAAUUUAAAAUUCCGUUUUUCAAAAGAUACUGUUAAGGAAAAAAAUACUACAAAGUGUCAGAAAACAUUGCAAAACAAACAUUUUAUAAUGGACUUUAUCCAGCAUAUAUAGAGAAGUCUUAUAGCUCCAUAAUGUGAUGAAAACUACCCAAAUAAAACAAAUGGGUAAAAAAUUUGACCAGACAGUUCACUGGAGAGGAUAAUAUGAUAGCAAAUAUGCACAUAAACAGAUGCUCAAGAUCAUAGCAUUAGGGAAAUACAAAUUAAAUCCAAAAUAAGAACAGACAUCUACUAGAAUGGCUGAAGCCAAAAGACUAAAAAUAACAAGUUCUGGCUAGAAUGCAGAGAAACUAGAAAUCUUAUUCAUUGCUGGUGGAGAUGGAAAAAGAUGCAAACACUUUGGAAAACAGUUGGGUAGUUUAUUAUAAAUUUAACCAUAUACUUAUCAUAUAUUCCACCAGUCCAAUUCCUUAAUAUUUACCCAAGAGAAUAUGUUCACACAAAUACCCAUGCACAAAUGUUCACAGACACUUUAUUUAAAACAUCCAACAAUUGGAAACAAUCAAAUGUCCACUAACUGGGGAAUGGAUUAAACAAAUUUUGAUAUGUAUUUACUGAGAAAUACUACUUAGUAAUAAAAAGAAAGAACAAAUUGAUGCACAGAGGAACAUGACUGAAUCUCAAACAUUGUGCUAAGUGAAAGAAGCCAGACACACAGAGAAAAACAGAAAACUGAAUACUGUGUGAUUCUAUUGAUAUAAAAUUCUAGAAAAGUAAAAAUUAUGGGAAUACAAAACAGUUACAGUGAUUAUCAGGGGCUGGAUGCAUGAGGAGCAGAUUAUCUGCAAAUGAGCAUGAUGAAAAUUAUUGCAUUCGGGAAGUAGUCUAUAUUUUGAUUUUGGUGGUGAUUAUAUACUGUAUACAUUUGUCAAAACUGAUCUUAAUAAGGAUGGUAUUAGUAUAUCUGACUUUAAAAACUUUAUGAUAUAGAUAGUAUAAACAUCUAUCAACCACAAUCUUGGCCAAAUUACCCUAAAUUCUCACAUUAAAGGCCUAUUUAUGCCAUUAUCUAUUGCCCUAUACAAAUUUGCCUUUCAACAGAAAAAUUACAGGGCAUCCAAAGGCAAGAUACAACACAAUCUGAAGCAAUAAAGUCAUAAUCAGAACUAGACUCAGAUGUGGUUCAGAGGUUGGAAGUUUCAGCUAUGGAAUUUAAAAUAGGUAUGAUAAUAUGUUACAGAGUCUAGUGGAAAAGGUAGACAACAUGCCACAUCAGGUAGAUAAUGUUAGCAGAGAUAUGAAAACCAUAAGAAAAAAUUAAAAGGAAAUAUUAGAAACUAAAAAAGAAAACAUAGUAGCAGGAAUGAAGAAUACAUUGUGUGCUCGUAGCAGACUUGACACAACCAAGGAAAGAAACAGCUAACUUGAAGAUAGGGCAGUAGAAAUUUAUCCAAAUUGAAAUGCAAAGAGAAUAAAGGAUUGGAACAGAAAAAAACCCACAACAUCCAAGAAUAUGGGACAAAUUGAAAAGUGUAGCAUUUGUGCAAUUAGGAAAACAGAAGGAGAGGAAAGGGAAAAUGUGCAGAUGAAAUAUUUGAACAGAUAAUGAUUUCCUCAAACCACAGAUCCCAGAACCUCAGAGAACAUAAUAGGAUAAAUAACAAAACCACACCUAGGUGUUUCAUGUUAAUAUUGCAGAAAACUGAAGACAAAUAGAAAACCUCGAAGGCAGCCAGAGGUGGGGGGAAACCUUACAGAGGAAUCAGAAUAAGCAUUAUGGCAGACUGCUCAUCAGAAACCACGCAAGCAAGAAGACAGUGGAGUGAAACCAUUAGAGUGUUGAAAAAAACAUACCAAUGUCGAAUUCUAUAUCUAAUGAAAUUGUUUUUCUGCCAUGAAAGGGAAAUAAAAAUUUUCUCAAACAAAAACUGAGGGUAUUUAUUGCUUGCAGACCUGUAAGAAAUUUUGAAAGAAGUUCUUUUAAAGAAGCAAGAUAACAUGUCAGAAACUUAGAUCUACAAAAAGAAAGGAAGUGUGUCUGAAAAGAAAUAAAUGAAUAUCAGUAUAUUGAUACUUUUCUACAGGCAAAGGAUCUGGUUUUACAAAUAAGGACCCUGAGAGAUGGAGGGGGCAUCUAUAGAAAAUUUUGAGAUCAAAAAAAUUGGAAAUGAGACCAUGAUUAACUGACGAACAGAUGCAUGGGUGAGCUUCUAUGAUGUCAGCCAAGGAAAUCAAUUUUUGACAUGUAGACAUAAAGUCUAUUUAUAUGAAGUCCUCUCUAGACCUUUGUAGGGGAUUGAAGGUAGUUGUUUCCCUCUUGUUGGCCCUACAAUGCCUCCGUCUAGGCUCACUGCCAAACAUUUGCCAGAUGGAGAUCAAGAUGACAAAUGUAGAAAAAAACUACAAUGAGCUAUCAUCACAUACCCAUUUUUAGGCCCAAAUCAGAAUGGAUAACAAUACCUAGUAGUGGCAAGGAUGUGGAGCAACUGAAACACUCACACAUUGCUGGUAGGAAUGCGAUUUGGAGAAACGUUUGCAAUUUUUUAUAAAGCUAAAAAUAUACUUACCAUAGAGUCCACCAGUUUUAUUGUUAGGUAUUCGCUCAAGAGAAAUGGCUAUUGAUACACUCAACAAUACAGACGAAUCUUUACAAUAUGCUGAGGGAAAGAAGUCAGACACAAAAGGCUACAUACUAUAUCAUUCUGUGUAUACAGAUGCUUUAAAAACAAAUCUAAACCAUAGUGACGGAAGACACACAAGCAAGUCUGAGCAUUUAUGCAUGCUUGACUAGAAGGAGCACAUGGGGGCUUUGGGGCUGAUGGAUAUUUUCUGUUUUGGUUGGAAUGGUGGUUGAAUAGGUGUAUACAUUUCUCAAAAUUCACUGCACACAUAAAAUGAGAGUAUUUUAUCAUAUUUAAAUAACACCUCAGUAAAAUUAAUUUUGAAAAAUAUGUCUUAACUAUGAAGGCCAAGAGUUAACCUUAAAAUUAGUGACGUAUCUGAGUUUUCUUUCUUUUUUUCUGUCUCUCUUUUACCUGAAGAUGGGCAUAACUAGAAUGUACUUCAUUAUCUUAAGAGAUAUUUAUUCAUCCAGAGGAGGGCAAGCUGAUUUAUAUGGAAGAUAGGCAAGCUAUACAUCUAAUAAUUAUAUGGAUACGAUAAAAAAGAAAAAAAUGAGAGAUCCACCAUUUGCAGAUUUCUAGCCAUGAGGAAUAUGCUCACAGGCUUGGAACAAUGGAUUCAAUAAGAACCAGCUGUUAUUUCAAGAAACCAAGAAGGGCCAGGAGAAAUGGGAAAGGCUGUGCUGAUUCCGAAAGAUGACCAUGAGAAAAUGAAAGAACUGUUUAAAAUCAAUCAAUUUAAUCUUAUGGCCAGUGAUUUGAUUGCCCUUAACAGAAGUCUGCCGGAUGUAAGAUUAGAAGGAUGCAAGACAAAGGUCUACCCUGAUGAACUUCCAAACACAAGUGUAGUCAUUGUGUUUCAUAAUGAAGCAUGGAGCACUCUCCUUAGAACUGUUUACAGUGUUAUAAAUCGUUCCCCACACUAUCUACUCUCUGAGGUCAUCUUGGUAGAUGAUGCCAGUGAAAGAGAUUUUCUCAAGUUGACAUUAGAGAAUUAUGUGAAAAAUUUAGAAGUGCCAGUAAAAAUUAUUAGAAUGGAAGAGCGCUCUGGGUUAAUACGCGCCCGCCUUCGAGGAGCAGCUGCUUCAAAAGGGCAGGUCAUAACUUUUCUCGAUGCACACUGUGAGUGCACUUUAGGAUGGCUGGAGCCGUUGCUGGCAAGAAUAAAGGAAGACAGGAAAACUGUUGUAUGCCCCAUCAUUGAUGUGAUUAGUGAUGAUACUUUCGAAUAUAUGGCUGGGUCAGACAUGACUUAUGGGGGUUUUAACUGGAAACUGAAUUUCCGUUGGUAUCCUGUUCCCCAGAGAGAAAUGGAUAGGAGGAAAGGAGACAGAACACUACCUGUCAGGACCCCUACUAUGGCUGGUGGCCUAUUUUCUAUUGACAGAAACUACUUUGAAGAGAUAGGAACUUACGAUGCAGGAAUGGAUAUCUGGGGUGGAGAGAAUCUUGAAAUGUCUUUUAGGAUUUGGCAGUGUGGAGGCUCACUGGAGAUUGUGACUUGCUCCCAUGUUGGUCACGUUUUUCGGAAGGCGACUCCAUACACGUUCCCUGGUGGCACUGGCCAUGUCAUCAACAAGAACAACAGGAGACUGGCAGAAGUCUGGAUGGAUGAAUUUAAAGAUUUCUUCUAUAUCAUAUCCCCAGGUGUUGUCAAAGUGGAUUAUGGAGAUGUGUCGGUCAGAAAAUCACUAAGAGAAAAUCUGAAGUGUAAGCCCUUUUCUUGGUACCUUGAAAACAUCUAUCCGGACUCCCAGAUCCCAAGACGUUAUUACUCACUUGGUGAGAUAAGAAACGUUGAAACGAAUCAAUGUUUAGACAACAUGGGCCGCAAGGAAAAUGAAAAAGUGGGUAUAUUCAACUGUCAUGGUAUGGGAGGAAAUCAGGUAUUUUCUUAUACUGCCGACAAAGAAAUCCGAACAGAUGACUUGUGCCUGGAUGUUUCUAGACUCAAUGGACCUGUAAUCAUGUUAAAAUGCCAUCAUAUGAGAGGAAAUCAGUUAUGGGAAUAUGAUGCCGAGAGACUCACCCUGAGACAUGUUAACAGUAACCAAUGUCUUGAUGAACCUUCUGAAGACGACAAAAUGGUGCCCACCAUGCAGGACUGUAGUGGAAGCAGAUCCCAACAAUGGCUGCUAAGGAACAUGACUUUGGGGGCAUGAAGACCAUUUCCCCCAAGCCAUGAAAGUGUCUACACUUUUGUUUUUCCAUUAUUUCAGCUAGGGAAAAAUAUUAACUUUGCUGAAUUGAAAGUUUUAAAAUCCUUUUAUUAUUCUAAAACACAGUUGUUUAUAAUUCAUUUUUAGGAAUGUUUGCUUAUUUCCCUACUAAAAUUUGUAUCUGAUCAAAAAGCACAUAAGAAAUAUAAAUAACAGCAAACUGUUAUUAAACAUCGGAACAACUUAAAAAACAAAUUGUGUUUGCUUUUAAAAACAAUCUUUAUUCCCUCACAUCACAGGAUUUAUUGGGGGGUUAUUUUUAUUUUUCUUGUCAUAGUUGUUGAUAGAGGGACAAUGUAAAUGCCUUAUAAAAUAUCUUCAUUAUGAAAUAUCAGUUGUUUUAUAAACUCACUCUGUAUCUACUGGACUUUCAUGGAAACAUGUUCAAUAUCUAUGUCAACAGCAAGACCACACACUGAAUUAUUUCUGAGCAAUCAAUUCAUCGUACUAAGUUCCAGUUUUGUACCAGGAAAAAAGUUAAAUUGGAUAAUGAUUUCUUAUAGAGUUCUUAUAAAAAGCAUCACAUUUAAACAAAAAAAAAGAGGAGGAGAAUUUGAAAAUUCAAUUUAAAGUACAUGAAAUCAAGAAACUAGCUGAACAUUGCAAGGAGCAAGAAGAAGCUACAAUUGAAUCAUUUUAAAAGAUAUUCCGUUUGGGUUGCAGUCACUCCUAAUACAGGCUGAGUGUAAAUCAUCUUAGUCCCAGAGUUGACAUCAGAAACUCAGUCCUUACCCACUCGCUUUGUCUCACGUAAACUAUACAGCCUUCACUAUAGAGACUGUAACGUGUUGCUUAUGCUGUACAGAAUUGUAGGUGAAGGGUGAAGUUUUAGCCCUAAUUUUUAGGGUUUUUUUGCAUUUAAAGAUUUCAGUUAGAUCAGUUACCAUUUUAAUUUUAUAUUUUAAAAAAUAAUGCGUUAGUAUCAGAAUUUCAUUGCUGUGUUAGACUAUCUAAAGUUUUCAUCACUAGGGGAAAGAACUCAAUACACAUCCAUUAAACUUCUAUUUUGAUUAAACUCCUAGAUAGAAUUCACCAUAAAUUGUGACUCACAGAACACAAUCAGAAUUAGGCUAGCUUCACAUGUUCUUCCUCCAUCUUAAAAUCCUUUGUGUUCAAAAUAGAUGAGCAAAAGACAUGAAAAGGAAGAAAAAUCUACUAGUGAGAUUUGUGCUAAUAAGUUUUAGUGUUUGGCACCAUUUAAAAUGUCCAUAAAGCUGCUCUACGUAUGUAUUUUAUUCAUUAUAAAUGGACCCAGCAGCUAAGAGAAUUUGGGGGGAAAAAUAGAAGCAGCAUCCUGUAAAGUAGAAGAUGCCACGUCUUCCCUCUCAUCUUUUCUUAAAAACCUCUGACAGAAAAUGUUAGUUCAGCUACAGGGCAACUCCUUCUCCCUCUCUCUGUCUCUCUGUCUCUCUCUCUCUCUGUCUCUGUCUCACUCUCUCUCUCACACACACACACACACUUGCGCACACACACACACUGCUUUAUAAUGAAAAGGAGGACACUUUCUGAAGGCCAGUAAUAUCUUGUGUGACUUUCCCAGCCAGCAUUCCUUCCUUUUGGCAUUAUACUGGUACAGCUCUAAGGAUGAGUUCUACAACCUGGAGCACUUUCAUUUACUCCUUAAAGUAUAGACGUCCCUCACCUCAAGGUCUCUGGGAAUCUUUGAAUCUCUUAAAAUUAUAAGCAAAGGUUUGAUUGUCGGACAUGUUUUUCUGAGGGGAGAAUUCAGUGCUUAAAGCAAACUUCUAAGGAAACUUUGACUCCCAAGAGCUAUGAACCACUGCCUUAAAUCGAUAGUGGCCUCACAACUCAACUGAGGUCUGACUUAACAAUCCCAUUUUCCGUUUUCACUGUCUUUUUUCCCCUUUUCCUGACUAAAAUAUGGUAGAAUGUCCCUGCAAAGCAUUUUUCCUUAAACUUAAAAAGCUUAAAGACUCAAUCAAGGACUCAGACAAUCUGUUCCAGUUAUUAUGGAUCUGUCAAUCAAAAUGCAUGUGUUAUCUAGCAAAUAGUCAACGACAAAUUUUUUGAAAGUACAGCUACUCUAUCAAAACUGAAUUUGACACAUUUCAACAGCAUUUUAAAUAUUUGAAAUUUCAUUAUGGUCAUAAGCAAAAAUACAGGAAAAAUGAAAACUGCAUGAAUUUCAUGCCAGAGGAGAAUUUUCAAAGAAUCCUCAGAUGGUUUAAGCACAUGCUAUUAGAGUAUCUAACAAACAAAAAAUGACAUAAAAUAUCAAAAAGCUAGAAAUUAGUUUUUUUCAAAAAUAUUUAUUGUAUUUAGUACAGAAAAUUAGAAUCCUGAUUGAAUUCGCAAUGCACUCAUACCUUCCUUGUCUAUGGAACUAGACUAAUAGAUAUUUCAAAUGACUUUACACUUCCUCUUCCGAGGUCGUCCCCAUUGCAGUUAAUGCCAACUCCAACCUUCCAGAUGCUGAGAUCAAAAGCCCAGAGUUACUUUUAACUCUGCUUUUUCUCUCUCAACUUUUGUCUAAUCCAUCAGCAAAUUCCCUUGAUGCUAUAUUGAAAUAUAAGAAGAAACCAACAACUUACCACCACAUCCACUGUAACCUUUUUCUUUGCAAUAUGCAUGUAAUUUGGUUCCCUAGUUUGCCAGCCUUUCCUCCAAUAGUCUUUUCUCGAUACAAGAGCCAUAGUGAUUCUCUUAAACAUAAAUUUGACUGUGUCACUUCUCUGUUCACAACCUUCCAAUGACUUCUCGUGUCUCUCCAACCUAACUUCUCACAGUGGUCUUCAAGGUCCUUGAUGAAUGACACCCCUCUACUCUUGUGCAUACGCACACACAUAAGCACGUGUUUCUGAUUACGCGUCAUACCAUUCUGCCCCUUACUUAUUUUAUUCUGGCUUCCAAGCAAGUUUCUGUCUUGGUGUUUUGUUCCCUCUGCCCCACAGAGGUCUUUCACUCGCUUUCUUUAGAUCUCUGUUCAACUAUUAUCUCGUCAGUAAGGCAAAGCCUUCUCCCUCCUGCCCUCAUUAUCUCCUGUACAUUCUCUAACAAACUAUGAAUUUUCUUCCUUAUUUUUUAUCUACCCUUCCACCUCCCUACCCGCCAACAUCCCCAUCACACGCCUUAGAAUAUAAGCCCCAUAACUGCCGGUACUUUGCCAGUUUUGUUCACUGUGGUAUCCCCAGUACCUGUUAGAGUUCUUGGCACAUAGUAAGCAUUCUUUAAAUAUUUCUUAAAUUAAUGAACUGAAAAAUAUGUGUUAUAGUUGCUAAGUGCUACUGUAUCAUAUCCCUUUUUUUGCACAUUAUUUUAAAUUUUAAAAUAAAGUUUAGUCAUAUAUUUAGACAGGAUUUACAUAACUUUCUCGCUAAAUGAUAAUUUUCUUCCUAAUUUCUUCACAUUAAAAUAUGGACUAUAUUUUUUCUCUGUGAUAAAAUAUCCUGCCUUAUGGAAAUGAAAUAUGAAAUUUUAUAAACAUGCUGCUAUAUUAUAUAAGUUGCUUUAUUAAGAUAAACAUUAUUUUUAUUUUUUGGUUAUGUUCAAUGGCUACCUGAAGGUGUAAGAUUUUUACUUUUAGAGGGAGAUGUAUCAUUCUCUUAAAAAUCAUAGUGUAUUUCAUGGUUCCAUAGAAGCUAUUGCUAAGUUUAUUUUCUAAGUGCAAGUAUAUGAACAAAACACAAUUGUAGAAACUUUGAAAGGACUUUACAGAUGAUCUAUGUUUAGUUUCUCUGUUUAUAGAUAAUAAGGCUGAGACCCAGAUAUGUAAUGUGGUUUCCCCAAGGAUCACAUAGCCAUUAUUAGUGUUGCCAGGACUCAUCAUUGUUAAUAUAACCUAAUACUGUCUUCAAUUCUAAAGUACUCAAAAAUAAAAUAGGAAGGGCACAAUAAUGAGGAAAAUGUCUUCAUUAAACAUUUUGUGAUAAGUACAUUGAUUCUUUAGAGACCUAUAACUUCUCACUACCUUUCAUACUUAAAUAAGAUUAGCUCUAUGAACUACUACCACAGGCGAUAAAUAAAGACCUGCAGCAGAAAUAAAGAAAUUAACAGGAAACAGCAUAGUUACAAAACAUCCUGGCAUUAUUGGGCAAAGUAGUUUUCAGGGAAGCAAAGCCUCUUCAGCAGUAACUAAUGGAACAUACUCUCCACUCACUUCCGUUUUCCUUAUAAUGAUAUUCAAGUUAAAAGAUUGGCCUACAGCUUGCACAGAGAAUUAGACCAGCUAGUACUGUGAACAUUGGGCAGGUUCUAGGUUACGCAGCUUCAAAGACUGCUGGGUAAUCAGCAGAGAUUUCUAGGCUUCCCAGGGGAGCUCUGUAGGUUCUAGUAAACACAACCCUCAAAUUCAGUUUUGCUAUGGUGUUUAGAAACAGCCUAAUAAAUAAAAAGAAAAAAAAAAGUAAAGGGAGAGACAGAAAAAAUAACCACAACAAUAAAACAAGAGAAACAAUUUUAGCUUUUUUUGUUUGUUUGGUGGGAAGUUGAGAGCAUAGCACAAAUUGGUGCAGUGAAGGUCAAAAUAUUGAUUCCCCCCUAUGUUGUUUUCACCACUUGAGAAAUGAUGAUCAUAUCUAAUCACAACCAUUUUACUUACAUCUCAUUUAUAGAUGCUCAAUCUAAUAUUACAGGAGGCAAAAUGUGUACGCAUUCUUAAAUUAUAAAGGAUGCUAAUUUGACAAAUACAAAGAAUUUUACAAAUUCAAGAUCUUGAUGGAUGUGUCAUCAUCCACAAGCCGUCUUUCUGCAUAGCUGAUAACUGCAAACUUGAAUAAAUUUCCAAUUCACUUGGGCAGCAAAAAUUCAGUUAAGUCUUAAGGCAACUUAUAUUUCAAGAUUCAGCCACUACUGACCAUUUUUUCCCAUUUUUCUCCAAUAUGUCAAAUAUGGAAUAGAAAACACAGCCGCUCUUCUAUACAGCACAUGAACUCAUCUGGUGUGACUACACCAUGUUCAAACUGCUAUUAAGUAUAAGCUACUGUAUGACUUUAAGGUGUUGAAUGAACACCAGCAAUGUGUUUUAAAUAGUUUGUGUAAAUUUGUGUCCAACUUUUGUUUUAUAUUGUUCAAUAAAUUCUGAAGGCAA
Messenger RNA from Equus caballus (horse), 10461 nucleotides. The record is from RefSeq and is a predicted model, not a curated record. NCBI's taxonomy places the organism in Eukaryota, Metazoa, Chordata, Mammalia, Perissodactyla, Equidae.